Portunus trituberculatus (swimming crab) is the source of this 3876-nucleotide messenger RNA. RefSeq names its product tyrosine-protein kinase SRK2-like. The record is from RefSeq and is a predicted model, not a curated record. Gene Ontology annotation, molecular function: non-membrane spanning protein tyrosine kinase activity; signaling receptor binding; ATP binding. Lineage: Eukaryota; Metazoa; Arthropoda; Malacostraca; Decapoda; Portunidae. Gene Ontology annotation, cellular component: extrinsic component of cytoplasmic side of plasma membrane. Gene Ontology annotation, biological process: innate immune response; cell surface receptor protein tyrosine kinase signaling pathway; cell differentiation.
GCUAGCUAGUGUAUGCCAAUCUAGUCCAUCGUACAGACACGGCAAUUGUUAUACUCUCAUUCUCCUCUUCCUCAAGACUCGUGUGGCUUGGAGGAUAAUAGCUGAAGCCUUGAAUAUUUGCGUGGCUUUGCUUAAAUGCUCGUUUAUAUGUCAGGAUGUGGGUCUUGAGAUAAGUGAAGAUGAAAAUAUGGAAAUGCGUGUUUUGAGGAAAGCUUAUCAGAGAGAAUGUUCUGGUGAAACUGGCGAGGAAAUUGAUGAAAUAUGGAUUAAUACAAAAGGACAGUGAUAAUAGUUACAAUAAUAAUAAUAAUAAUAAUAAUAAUAAUAAUAAUAAUAAUAAUAAUAAUAAUAACAAUAAUAAUAAUAAUAAUAAUGAUAACAGUGCUGCUACUCCAGUUGCUUAUAAAGAAUUCAUAAAGACAACAUAAAUCAGAUAAAACAAAGAAAAAUCAAGAAAAUAAGAACAAGACACCCGCCUCCCACUUUCCAUAAAGACAAAACACAACAGAAAACUGGGAAUAAUAGAAAACUGGGUUAUAGAAAACGUAAAGAGUCUGAAGAGAGUUUCCAUGAGCUAGGAGCGUUCCACCAUGGCGUUCUCCUGGCUGUGGAAGAAACUGAGGGGGGAUGAGAAGCCACCAGAGAAACACCACGACAGGAGACCAAGCAACGCAGGGCAGAGAAACCCCGCUCAUGGACUCGUCAGCCACCGCUCUGGGUCAGUGUCAGAAAAGCACGAGGUCCUCUCAGCCCACCACUCCACCUCCUCCACCUACUACGCCGUACCCUCUCAAACACAGGACCUCCGUAAAGCCAGUAAUCAUUCUAUAUCUACGCUGGACACGCCUUGGGGGACGCCCUCUGAGAACCCGACGGAGGAGCAGACGGUGGUGGCCCUUAAUGAUUACAAAGGGCGCACGGACGAGGACCUCUCAUUCAGGAAGGGCGAACAUCUGGAGGUGCUGAAGGAGGCGUCAGAGGGGUGGUGGUACGCGAGGAGUCACGUGACGGGGCUCUGUGGCUACAUCCGUGCCUACAUCGCUAGACUCAAGAGCAUAGAAGCGGAGCCGUGGUUCUUCGGUGACAUCACACGGGGGGAUUGUGAGCGCCGCCUGCUUGCCGCCGCCAAUGACCACGGCUCCUUUCUCAUUCGCAAGGCAGAGUCUCGCAAGAAUGAAUACUCCCUCUCAGUUCGGGACAUGACAAAGGUGAAGCACUACAGAAUUCGACCAAAGGACCACGGCGGCUUCUUCAUCUCCCGUAAAGACCCCUUCCCUUCCCUGCACGACCUGGUGGACUACUACAGCAAGGGCGCCCACGGCCUCUGCACCAGACUCAACAAGCCCUGCGUCAAGGUGGACACGCCGGAGACACAGGGGCUCUCGCACGACACCUGGGACGUGUGGGAGAUUCACAAGGACCAGGUGGAGCUGCUGAGAAAGCUUGGUUCGGGGCAGUUCGGCCACGUGUACGAGGGACGCUGGAACAAGACGGUGCCUGUUGCAGUGAAGACUUUGAAACCUGGCAGGAUGAACCCCCACGACUUCCUGGAGGAGGCGCAGAUCUUGAAGAACCUGCGCCACCCUAAACUUCUGCAGCUGUACGCGGUGAGCACCCACGAGGAACCUUUCUACAUCAUUACGGAACUUAUGCGGAACGGCUCCCUCAUCGACUACUUACGAGAUCGGAGCCGGAACCCGCUGUCACUGAUGGACCAGGUGCACAUCGGGGCGCAGGUGGCGGAGGGGAUGCAGUACCUCGAGUGGAAGAACUACAUCCACAGGGACCUCGCCGCCAGAAACGUCCUCGUCGGGGAGAACUUAACGGUCAAGGUGGCUGACUUCGGCCUCUCGCGUCUGGUGCAGGAGGAUGAGUAUCUGGCGCAGGAGGGUGCUCGCUUCCCCAUCAAGUGGACGGCACCCGAGGCUCUAAGGUUCAACAAAUUCACCACAAAAUCUGACGUGUGGUCGUUUGGCGUGUUGCUGAUGGAGGUGGUCACUUCUGGGGCCAUUCCCUACCCUGGCAUGAACAACACGGAGGUGAUCGAGGCGCUGGAGAGAGACUACCGCAUGCCUCGUCCCGUCACGUGCCCGACCAAGCUGUACAACAUGAUGCUGCUCUGCUGGGCCCGGACUCCCUCCUUCAGGCCAACGUUUGAGGACCUUCACUGGCAGCUGGAUGAUUUCUUUAACUUUGAGGAAACGGAGCCUGACUAUAGGGACAUUUCUUAGAGGCCAUUGAAUAAGGGACAUUGCCUUAACCCCUUCAGUACUAUGACGCGUUUUUCGUAUUCAUUCUUACUAUACGGCGAUUUGAUACAGCUUCAGAAACAUACGGUGGGGGUUAAAAUAGUAAAGACUGUGGCCAUUGAUCUUUUGACCUCCAUAGACUCUUUCUAAAGUAAAUAAAAUCGUCUAAUUACACCAACAAUGCAUAAUAAAAACGCGUUCCAGUAUUGAAGGGGUUACGGGGACACUGUUUAGGGGAUAUUGUUUACGGGACAGAUAGAGACAAGUAUGCCAGUCUUCAGAAAUGCUUUGAUCUCAUUGCCAUUGUUUUACAAAAGCCACAGAGAUGAUAGGACUGUUUCCAGUGUCAAUAAAGUGACAAUUUUGUACAGACAUCCUUAAAACCCCUUGGCCAGUACUCGGAAAGGAUUUGAUCUCAUUACCACUGUUUUCAAAGACCACAGAGAUGAAUAGCAGGGUUCUCAAAAGUGUUUACCCAGCUAAUAAUGAGAAAACUUGUUAAUUUGUCAUUAGAGCCGUCAAAAAUUCUUAAAACACGAGGCCAGUAUCCAGAAAAGCUUUAAUCCCACUGUCACUGUUUUCAAAGGCUACAGAGAUGAAUAGCAAGGUUCUCAAGAGCGUUUACUGUGUUAAUAAUGAGAAAACUUGUUAAUUUGUCAUUAGAGCCGUCAAAAAUCCUAAAAAAUACGUGGCCAGUAACCAGAAAAGCUUUUUAUCCCAUUGUCACUGUUUUCAAAGGCCACAGAGAUGAAUAGAAAGGUUCUUAAGUGUUUACAGUGUUAAUAAUGAGAAAAACUUGCUAAUUUGUCACUAGAACCGUCAAAAAUCCUUAAAAUACGUGGCCAGUACUUAGAAAGGAUUUGAUCUCAUUACCACUGUUUUUCAAAGGCCAUAGAGAUGAAUAGCAAUGUUCUCAAGAGUGUUUACUGUGUUAAUAAUAAGAAAAACUUGUUAAUCUGUCACUAGAACCGUCAAAACAUCCUUAAAACACGUGGUCUUUAUUCAGAAAGGCUUUGAUCCCAUUGUAAUUGUUUUUUCAAAGGCCACAGAGAUGAAUAGCAGGGUUCUAAAGAGUGUUUCUCCUGCUAGUAAUGAGAAAAUCUUGUUAAUCUGUCACUAGAAAAGUUAAAAUAUCCUUAAAAAAGACGUGGCCACUGUUUUCAAAUGCCACAGAGAUGAGCAGCAGAGUUUUCAAGAGUAUUUACCCUGUUAAUAAUGUGAAAACCUUGUUAAUUUGUCACUAGAACAGCAAAAUUAACCUUGAAAGGCCCUGUAACAUAUUGAAAAGGCAAGUAUUCUGAAAAAAAAAACAUCCUUAAAAAAACGUGGCCAAUGUUUUCAAAGGCCACAAAGAUGAGUAGCUGGGUUUUCAAGUGUCUACUCUGUUAAUAAUGUGAAAAUCUUGUUAAUAUCACAAGAACAGCAAAAAUAACCUUGAAAACCCCUGUAACAUAUUGAAAAAGCGAGUAUUCUGAAACCCUCUACUCUUGCCACGACUGUUUAUAAAGGCCACAUGUUAAUAGCCAGGUUUUCAAAAAAUGUUUAUCCAAUUAAUAAUGUGAAAAAUUUGUUAAAAUGCCAUAAGAACUGUAAAAAAAAAAAAUAAAUAAAAAUGUGUAACCUUAAA